AUGGGCGACUACGAUGAUUCAAAUCGCGCGUUCCUGCAGGCGUUCAUGGCGCGCUCAACCAUGACGCUGGAGGAAGCUCAGCCAAUCCUCGCGGAGAUUAUUUCUGCUCACGAGGGGCGCUCUGUCAGCCCAGACGACAUUACCCAAGAGCACUUCUCGUCCUACAUUUCUGCCGCGAACACAGCCAUUUCACCCUUCGAUUUUGAAAUCCGUUCCUCACUCCACCAGACACCUAAAGAUCCCAACGAAGACAGCUUAGACAGCUCUCCGACCCGCAUUUACGCUCUCGUCAACACGACAAGCGACCCGUUGACCCAGCUGGCAACGACCUACUCCGCCGACGAAAUCGCGUUCGUGAAGCGCGUGCUGGACUACAUGUUCGACACAAAUAACACCCGAUACUGCGAGGGCAUGGUGAUCUCUGCCAUGCAAGCUAUCCAGCUGGCCAAGGUGUCUACUGCCAACGACGAUAACCGAAGACGAUCACAGAACCCUGCAACUCAGGCGACGCAAGGCGGUGCUGCGCAGAACCUGGGAAUGACGCAGGCAGAGACGAUGAUGAGGAAUCUCGUUGAUCAGGGGUGGAUGGAGAAAAGCCGCGCGGGGAAUUUCAGUCUUACUCCGCGGGCACUGUUGGAGUUACGUGGUUGGCUGAUCGCCACAUACAACGACGAUUCGGCUGGUCCCAAUUCGCACAGGGCGGACCGAAUCAAGUUCUGCGCGGCUUGCAAGGAUAUUCUUACAGUGGGCCAGCGAUGUGGUGAUCGAGACUGCAAGGGUCGACUUCAUGACCACUGCGUACGCAAUUUCUUCCGCGCGCAACAGGCAGAGAAGUGUCCCAUCUGCAAACAAGAUUGGCCGGGUGACAAGUUUGUGGGCGAACGAGCCGUUGCUGCCUCGAACAGUAGACAGAGCAGGAAUGUUCCACAAGAGAGCGUGCCUCCAUCGAUUCCUCCAGUUGUGGCCAAUGGCUACGCUGAAGAAGAGGACAGUGAAGAAGACGAAUGA
Messenger RNA from Penicillium argentinense, 1008 nucleotides. RefSeq names its product non-structural maintenance of chromosomes element 1 family protein. The record is from RefSeq and is a predicted model, not a curated record. Gene Ontology annotation, molecular function: ubiquitin-protein transferase activity. The transcript has 3 exons. NCBI's taxonomy places the organism in Eukaryota, Fungi, Ascomycota, Eurotiomycetes, Eurotiales, Aspergillaceae. Gene Ontology annotation, biological process: double-strand break repair via homologous recombination; DNA damage tolerance. Gene Ontology annotation, cellular component: nucleus; Smc5-Smc6 complex. Bases 1 to 1008 code for a protein of 335 amino acids.